AUUCCUGGCGAGGGGCCGGGCGGGAGGCGAAGCUCCAGGCUCGGAGCAGCCCAGCCCCUUCCCGCUCUGCCCGCGCCCGCAGCACCAUGGCCCGGGGCGGCCUCCUCCUGCUCCUGCUCGGCCUGCUGGCGGCCCCCGGCCGCGGGGACCCGGGGCCCCUGGAAGACGUGGUGGUGGACAGGUACUACAUCCCCAAGGUCUGCCUGCGGGAGGCCCAGAUGGGGGACUUCAUCCGCUACCACUACAACGGCACCUUCCGCGACGGCCAGAAGUUCGACUCCAGCUACGACAGAGGUGCCACGGUGGCGGGCGUGGUGGGAGUCGGCCGGCUGAUCACCGGCAUGGACCGAGGCCUGCAGGGCAUGUGCGUCAAUGAACGGCGCCACCUGAUUGUCCCUCCCCACCUGGGCUACGGCAGCAUCGGCGUCGCUGGCAUGAUCCCCCCCGAUGCCACCUUGUAUUUUGACGUCAUCAUGCUGGACAUCUGGAACAAAGAGGACAAGCUGCAGAUCACCACCUUGCACAAGCCGGAGCGCUGCAACCGCACUGUGGAGAACUCAGACUUCGUCCGGUACCACUACAACGGCACGCUGCUGGACGGCACCCACUUCGACUCCAGCUACAGCAAGGACAGCACGUACGACACCUACGUGGGCACGGGCUGGCUGAUCAAAGGCAUGGACGAGGGCCUGCUGGGGAUGUGCGCUGGGGAGAAGAGGAGGAUCAUCAUCCCUCCCUUCCUGGCCUACGGGGAGAAGGGCUACGGCACGGUGAUCCCGCCCCAGGCCUCCCUGGUGUUCGACGUGCUGCUGGUGGACCUGCACAACCCCAAAGACGGCAUCUCCCUGGAGCACCUGGAGGUGCCGGCGUCCUGCAAGCGCAAGGCCGUGACGGGCGACUUCGUCCGCUAUCACUACAACGGGACCCUGAUGGACGGGACGCUCUUCGACUCCAGUUACUCCCGCAAUCACACCUACGACACCUACAUCGGGAAGGGCUUCAUCAUCCCCGGCAUGGACCAGGGCCUGCAGGGCGUCUGCGUCGGAGAAAAGCGAAGGAUCAUCGUCCCGCCGCACCUGGGCUAUGGGGAGAAUGGAGCCGGGAACAAGAUCCCCGGCUCAGCCGUGCUCAUCUUUGACAUCCACGUCAUCGACUUCCACAACCCCCUGGACUCGGUGGAGAUCGAGACCCUCUCCCGGCCCGAGGGCUGCAACGUUACCACCCAGGAGCGCGACUUUGUCCGCUACCACUACAACUGCUCGCUGCUGGAUGGCACCAAGCUCUUCUCCUCCCACGACUACAACCACCCGCAGGAGGCGACGCUGGGGACCAGCAAGGUGAUCGACGGCCUGAACACCGGCCUGCUGAACAUGUGCGUGGGGGAGAAACGGGUGAUCAUCAUCCCCCCCCACCUGGGGCACGGAGAGAACGGAGCCCGGGGCGUGCCAGGCAGUGCUGUGCUCCGGUUCGAGGUGGAGCUGCUCUCCAGGGAGGAAGGAGUCCCUGAAGGCUACCUGUUUAUCUGGCACGGGGACCCACCCGCAAACCUGUAUGAGGACAUGGACCUGAACAAGGAUGGCGAGAUCCCCCCCGAAGAGUUCUCCACUUUCAUCAAGGCCCAGCUCACCGAGGGGAAGGGGCGGCUCAUGCCCAGCUCCGACCCGGAGAUCGUCAUCGCCGACAUGUUUCAGAACCAGGACCGGAACCAGGAUGGGAAAAUCACCGCGGAGGAGCUGAAGCUGAAAUCCGACGAAGAUCAGGAGAGAAUCCACGAGGAGCUCUGAGGAGCUCCUGCCUUCAAGAGACAACUUUUCCCCUUCUCCUUUCCUGCCUUGGAGCGGGCUGCUCCCCCACCACCGCGGGACCGGGGCCUAGAGAAGCCAGCGCAGGAAACUUUAGAGCCAGCCCCUUUGCAGAGCGAAGUUGUUCGGUUUUGUUUUUUUACUAUUUAACAGUGUUUUAUUGGAAGCGUUUAU
This is a messenger RNA of Mauremys reevesii (Reeves's turtle), 1976 nucleotides long. It is a transcript of the gene FKBP10, whose product is annotated as FKBP prolyl isomerase 10. The transcript is spliced from 10 exons. Gene Ontology annotation, molecular function: peptidyl-prolyl cis-trans isomerase activity; calcium ion binding. Lineage: Eukaryota; Metazoa; Chordata; Testudines; Geoemydidae. The coding region runs from base 87 to 1784 and encodes 565 amino acids. The record is from RefSeq and is a predicted model, not a curated record.